Molecule: messenger RNA, 609 nt
Organism: Ilex paraguariensis (yerba mate)
Lineage: Eukaryota; Viridiplantae; Streptophyta; Magnoliopsida; Aquifoliales; Aquifoliaceae
Source: the annotation of a GenBank genome assembly
AUGGCUUCAUCAAAGAAAACGGCAAGAAUCAUUUCCCGCAUUGCUUCUCGCGUAUAUUUCCUCCUAAUUAUCUUUCAAAUUCCUCUUUUCAGAAUUGGUACCUGUACAUCACCAAUAGAGGUGACUUCUUCUCAGUUGAUUGCAAGUAAAGUCCUUCCUGCAGUUGUAGUGAAAUCCCUUCUCUACCCAGGAGCCAUUGCAAAUGCUAUUGUAAAGGAAAAGGCCAUCCCUGGCUAUGAUAACCUGCUAAAUGCAUAUAAAUUCCACCAUGCCAAGGAAGGUCCUGCCACAACUGAUCUUCAGCACCUGGAGAUUCUUGCAGGAAGCUACUUGUGUGUGGCAGGAGCAUUCUUAGGCAUCAUAAAACCAAGCAGAGUGGGCUUGUUUGGGAUAUGUCUCCUCAUGUGGGGACUCACCAAGGAACUCUCUCUCCUGAAACAUGCAGCCAGCGAUCCGACCAAAGCUAUUUAUUUCUAUCCAACAUUCUCAAUUGCUGUUGUUUUGGCCUUCCUUUCUGUUAGAGGAGAUGUCAGAAAGAUAAUCCGCGGUUGCAAACCUAAGCGCAUUGCUCAUCCAUUCUGGAUCUAUGCAAAAGCGAAAAAUAAAUGA